Molecule: messenger RNA, 1524 nt
Organism: Grosmannia clavigera kw1407
Lineage: Eukaryota; Fungi; Ascomycota; Sordariomycetes; Ophiostomatales; Ophiostomataceae
Product: mRNA splicing protein
Exons: 1
Coding region: 1-1524 (507 amino acids)
Biological process (GO): mRNA splicing, via spliceosome
Cellular component (GO): Prp19 complex; precatalytic spliceosome; catalytic step 2 spliceosome
Molecular function (GO): protein binding
Source: RefSeq, a predicted model, not a curated record
AUGGCUGCAGAGGUGGCCACGGGCGCCGUCACGGCCGUCGAGAGCGGCGACCUGGCGACGCUGAUCAAGCGCAACGCCCACACGGCCAAGGCGAUCUUUUUUGACAGCCGGCCGACGGGAGAUGCAGAUGGCAGCCGUAAGCGCUUGCGCCUCGACCCAGCAUCGGCGAGCAGCGACGACCCAGAUCUGACAGAGACGGCGGUGGCGCUGCGACUGAACGCCGAGUACGCGAACGUGCGGACGCUGCCCGAAGCGCUAGCCACGAAGCAGGCAGCAGCCGUGGGCGCGGCAGCAGCACGCAAGAAGGCACUGCUGCAGCGGAAGCCGGUGGCGAGCGGCGACGGGGCCGGCGAGGACGUGGCGGCACGGAAGCUGAUCGAAGGCAUCGAGGAGAACGGCAGCGGCAAGAAGCCAAACGAGAAAGCACACAGCACGGCGCUGAUGCCGAUUCGACGGCUCCCAGGAGCUGCCGCGACAGGGACAUCUGCAUUCUCAGCAGGACAGCAGCUGAUGCGAAUGCAGGACGUGCAGGCGCAGCCACGGCCAGAGUGGCACGCGCCGUGGAAGCUGAUGCGUGUCAUCUCGGGCCACCUGGGGUGGGUGCGCAGCCUGGCGGUGGAGCCGGGCAACAAGUGGUUUGCCAGCGGGGCAGGUGACCGGACGAUCAAGAUCUGGGACCUGGCGUCGGGACAGCUGCGACUGACGCUGACGGGCCACAUCUCGACGGUGCGCGGACUGGCGGUGUCGCCGCGCCACCCGUACCUCUUCUCCUGCGGUGAGGACAAGAUGGUCAAGUGCUGGGACCUGGAGACGAACAAGGUGAUCCGGCACUAUCACGGCCAUCUGAGCGGCGUGUACGCGCUGGCGCUGCACCCGACGCUGGACGUGCUCGUCACCGGCGGCCGCGACGGCGUGGCCCGGGUUUGGGACAUGCGCACGCGCAGCAACAUCCACGUGCUGGCCGGUCACACCGGCACCAUCGCCGACGUGCGCUGCCAGGAGGCUGACCCGCAGGUCAUCACUGGCUCGCUCGACAGCACCGUCCGGCUCUGGGAUCUGGCUGCCGGCAAGUCGUCGGGCGUGCUCACCCACCACAAAAAGGGCGUCCGCGCGCUCGCCGUCCAUCCAGCCGAGUUCACCUUUGCCAGCGCCAGCGCCGGCAGCAUCAAGCAGUGGAAGUGCCCCGAGGGUGCCUUCAUGCAGAACUUUGCCGGCCACAACGCUAUCAUCAACGCCCUCGCCGUCAACGCUGACAACGUCUUCUUCUCCGGCGCCGACAACGGUUCCAUGAGCUUCUGGGACUGGAAGUCCGGCCAUCGCUUCCAGUCCCUCGACACCAUCGCGCAGCCCGGCUCGCUCGACGCCGAGUCCGGCAUCAUGGCCGCCACUUACGAUCGCUCCGGCAUGCGUCUCAUCUGCGGCGAGGCCGACAAGACCAUCAAGAUCUGGCGCCAGGAUGAUCAAGCCACGCCCCAGACCCAUCCGCUCGACUGGCAGCCGACGCCGAUGCAGCGCCGGUAUUAG